Myripristis murdjan (pinecone soldierfish) is the source of this 1519-nucleotide messenger RNA. RefSeq names its product RWD domain containing 4 (gene rwdd4). The record is from RefSeq and is a predicted model, not a curated record. Bases 179 to 739 code for a protein of 186 amino acids. The transcript is spliced from 8 exons. Gene Ontology annotation, molecular function: protein binding. Lineage: Eukaryota; Metazoa; Chordata; Actinopteri; Holocentriformes; Holocentridae.
UUCACGUGGAUUGCGCAUGCGCAAACAUCAUGGUGGCACUGGAUGAGCCGGCUGGGGAAGUUGUGGAAUAAUUCCCAAACUAAAGUUUUAACGAUACGAAUGGGGCGUUAACCCGGACAAUAUUAUAAUUGUUACGCUACACUAUAAGAGUGUGUCCUAAAGAAAGAAGAAGAACAAGAUGACAGCCAACGAGGAUCAAGAGAUGGAGCUGGAGGCUCUUCGCUCUAUCUAUGAGGGGGAUGAGUGUUUCAAGGAAAUCAGUCCAGUUUCUUUCCAGUUUAGGAUAGGAGAGCUUGAGGACACCAAAGCUUUCAUCCUGGAUGUCACAUGGCCGGAGAUGUAUCCUGAAACUGCCCCACAAAUAUCCCUAGAUGCUUUUUUCAACAACAGGAUCGGCCCCGACACCAAGACGCUGAUCCUGUCUAAGCUUAAUGAGCAGGUGGAAGCUAACCUGGGCACUGCCAUGAUGUACACGCUGUUUGAGUGGGCCAAGGAGAACCAGCAGACCCUCAUGGAGAACCACCAGCCUGUCAUUACUGCUGUGACACUGGCAUCCAGCAGUGACAUAACAACUAGCACCUCAACAGCCAAGAAGAAGGAGAAGAAAGAGCAGCUGACCAAAGCACAGAAGAGGAGGAUCACCAACAGAACAGAUAACAAGGGGGAGCUGCCAAGAGGUUGGGACUGGGUUGACGUUAUCAAGCACCUAAGCAAAACAGGAGGCAAAGAGGAGGACUAGGUCAGAGAGCAGUUACCUGGCGCUGCUUCUUACGAGGAGGUGCAGUGAAGUCGGCUGAAGUGGCCACGGCCUCCUGGUGCUGCUGCUGUCUAGAUGCCUUAGGAUCACCAACAAGUUCUGCUCAGAUGGCAAGAAACCAAAGCAGGCUGGAUAACACUGGACAUCAGCUCUGGACUGCACGCCAUUCUGACAGGAGAUGAGGCUACACACACACUUACAGCUGAAUAUUUUAUUAUUAUUUUUUUUUAAUCAAAGAGUCUAUAUGUGGACUUAAGAUUGUGCUUUAGCAUUGGGUGACAGCAGCCCAAGCUGUUUUUUUUGUUUUGUUUUUUUUCUGUGAGGUACAGCCAGGUCAGAGUGAACACCAGGCUUUGCUCAGUGCACACACCCCACUCUCAAAUUUCUGUUUGAUUAUGUGGUGCAGGUUUGCGUGAUUUCCUUCUCACAGAAGAGAGAUAGACUUACAUGCUGUCACUGCCAAUGAUGUAAAAGUCUCACUGAGAUUGGAUCCAGUUGCCAAGUUGCGGAGCCACAAAACGUGAGGCUGUGAUUCUAAAUGGAAAUGUCAAAGUAUCAAGUGUCAUCCCGCGGUAUCUCUGAGGUGUCGUGUGGCUGUGCUUUGUGAAAGCAGACAACAUUUUAAAAACUCACUAACUGGACCUGUUAUUCUUUUCAGCCUCUCUUUCUUACUUUGACAAAUGUUUGCUCUUCCCAACGGACUGAGAAACUUUACAUUUUUAUAUAUGAAUAAAAAAGAUUUGGUUGACUGCUUGUAACAUG